This is a messenger RNA of Theobroma cacao (cacao), 1786 nucleotides long. Its product is annotated as ACT-like superfamily protein. NCBI's taxonomy places the organism in Eukaryota, Viridiplantae, Streptophyta, Magnoliopsida, Malvales, Malvaceae. The record is from RefSeq and is a predicted model, not a curated record.
AGAGAGAGAGAGAGAGAGAGAGAGAGACUGACAUCAUCUUGAUUCCUUCUCUCUCUUCUGGGCAUUGCUGGGUUGGUUAUCAGCUUGGGUUUUCGUUUUCCCCCACUACAUUGUUACAUCUGUCAUGAUGAAGGUUUGUUGGCCUUACUUUGAUCCUGAAUUUGAUAAUCUCCCAGAGAGGAUAUAUGGUCCCCCCUGUAGAGUUUGCAUUGACAACGAAAGCAUGGAGGAUUGCACCGUGAUCAAGGUAGAUAGCGUGAACAAGCAAGGCAUCCUCCUGGAAGUGGUGCAAGUGUUGACAAACAUGAACCUCACCAUCUUAAAGAGCUACAUUUCCUCUGACGCUGGCUGGUUCAUGGAUGUAUUUCAUGUUAAAGAUGAGCACGGAAACAAACUUAAAGAUCAGAAUGUGAUUAACUAUAUCCAGCAGGCCUUAGGUACAGUUAGGGAAAGCGAAAACACUGUCAAGGCCAAGGCCUGCAGCAAUGACGUUUUCAACUCCGAGCAACCAAGUGAGCACACCGCUAUAGAAAUGAGUGGAACAGAUCGGCCAGGUCUUUUUUCCGAGAUAUCGGCUGCCCUAGCUGACCUCCACUGUAACGUUGUGGAGGCACAUGCGUGGAGCCACAAUGCUCGUUUGGCUUGCGUAGCUUACAUCUCCGAUCAGUCCACUGACACCCCAAUCUAUGAUCCCCACCGCCUUGCCACCAUCGAGGACCACCUCACCACCGUGCUUCGAGCCACCACUACACCAAUACAAAGUGGGUUCGACACGACCAGCCCACAAGAAGUGAAGACUGCUGAGUUCGUCGAAGGCACCAACAUGGCUGAUGUGGAACGCAGGUUACAUCAGCUUAUGCUUUCAGUUGGGGACUUCGACGGGCCCCCGUUUGAGCCAAUGAGCACAUCACCACCGCCACCAGGGUCAGACGGUGACGAAGAGGGAAGAAAGACCGUGGUCUCCAUUGAGAAUUGUCACGAGAAAUGGUACUCCAUCGUGAGCAUAGAAUGUAAAGACAGGCCAAGGCUCAUGUUCGACACGGUGUGUACGCUUAUUGAUAUGGAAUACGUGAUCUUCCAUGCUUCCAUUACUUCUCGUGAAGGUAGAUCAUUCCAGGAAUACUUCAUAAGACAUGUAGACGGAUAUGCUUUGAGUACAGAGGGCGAAAAAGAUAGAGUUAUAAAAUGCUUGGAAGCAGCUAUAGAACGCCGGGUUUGCGAGGGAGUUCGAGUCGAGCUGAGUGCAGAGAACAGGGUAGGGCUUCUGUCGGAUAUAACUCGGCUUCUGAGGGAGAACGGUCUCACAGUGGUUAGAGCAGAUGUAGAAACCCAAGGAGAAAAAGCAGUGAACGCUUUCUACGUGAGAGACAUAUCGGGGAACGAGGUCGACGUCGACAUGGACUUCGUGGAGUCAGUGAAGAAAGAGAUGGACGUGAUAGACCUUGAAGUGAAGAAUGAUACCAUCAGACGACCGCGAGCUUCUUCGUCCUCCUCCCCGAGGCCAUCACCUGGCCUGUUCUCUCUUGGAGACGUUCUCAAGUCUCAAAUCGAACGCUUCUCUCACAACUUUAUUCCUAUCAAGUGAAAAACCCUUGUAAAUAUACGUAGGCAGUUAAACAAAGAAAACAAAGACAGGCUCAUUCUUACACUCCUAGCUAGGAAUGUAAAUGAAGUAAAAGGAUUCAACAAAUUUGUAUAGCCAUGUAUAUGCAAAUUGGACUGUUUCUUUGGAAAACGGUGGUUUUGUAUAUAAAAAAAAAAUACACAUAUUUCCAUGUUUUGAAUU